Messenger RNA from Nymphalis io (European peacock), 1210 nucleotides. It is a transcript of the gene Mtap, whose product is annotated as S-methyl-5'-thioadenosine phosphorylase. Gene Ontology annotation, molecular function: S-methyl-5-thioadenosine phosphorylase activity. The coding region runs from base 119 to 958 and encodes 279 amino acids. Gene Ontology annotation, cellular component: cytosol. The transcript has 8 exons. Lineage: Eukaryota; Metazoa; Arthropoda; Insecta; Lepidoptera; Nymphalidae. The record is from RefSeq and is a predicted model, not a curated record. Gene Ontology annotation, biological process: nucleoside metabolic process.
AAAUUAGAAAUUGAGAAUAAUUUAAUUUAAAACAUUUAGAAGAAGUAUUACGAUAACACUUUAAUUUUAUCACAAUAGCAUAAAAUUUUCCAACAAGUAAGCUUAUUUUUAAAGCGUAAUGGUUGACAGAAAAAGGAUUAAGAUUGGUAUAAUCGGGGGGUCCGGAUUCGAUGAUCCAAAUCUAUUUGAGAAUCCCAUCGAGAGGGAUAUUACAACACCUUUUGGGAAACCCUCGGACGUCUUACUAGAGGGUUCCAUCAAAGGUGUUUCCUGUGUUCUGUUGGCCAGGCAUGGAAGAAAACAUCAAUUUCAACCAAGUGACGUCAACUAUCGCGCAAACAUCUGGGCCUUGAAGCUGGUGGGUUGCACGCAUAUCCUGGCCACUACGGCAACUGGUUCACUCGUGGAGCAGUACCGGCCUGGAGACUUGGUUGUUUUGGACGAUUUCAUUGAUAGGACAUGGGGUCGUCAAUGCACGUUCUACGACCGGACGGAGGGCGGUCCGCGUGGCGUGUGUCACCUGCCUAUGAAGCCGGCCUUCUGCGAGAAAGCGCGACAAGCGCUGCUCAGCGCUGCACGCAGCAGAGGCCACAUCUGCCACGAGAGCGGGACCGCCGUCACUAUUCAGGGACCUAGGUUUUCCAGUCGUGCUGAAAGUUUAAUGCAUCGCCAAUGGGGCGGACACGUCGUCAACAUGACCACCGUACCUGAAGUAGUACUAGCGAAGGAAGCAGGUCUGAGCUACGCGGCUGUCGCGCUCGUCACAGACUACGAUUGCUGGAGGGAGAACGAACAAUCGGUAUCAGUUAGCGAAGUUCUGGAGAUGUUUGCGAGGAACAUCAAGAAGGCUAUCGAUGUAAUCGUGGAAGCUGUGCAGAUACUCGCUGCAGAUUCAGACUACACAUACCUCGAUUGCCACAAGGACCUCGUGACAUCUGCUAUUAUGUUAAAACAGUAAACUGUUUAUGAAACAAUAUACAAGCAAUGAAGAAUUACGACUUUACCCAUAAAUGUUGCUUAGAGGGUGAUUAGUUAAACAAUUGUCGUUUUCUUUCGUAUAACAAAAUAAUGAUGACAUAAAGAGAAGUAUCUGUGUAACUUGAAACGCUAAAUAAGAUUUAUAAAUAAGGCCGUUAGUAAUUAAGCGAAUUGUAUUUACUUUCAAUGUAUUUUCAUUUCGAAAUAAAACAAUGCAUUUAUGCGUACAAUA